UGCACGGUGAGAGCAGUGCGGCGGUUAGCUCCCUCCAGUCAGCCGCAGAGCCGUCCUGCUCCGGCGGGGGAGACGACGCACGCCAGCCACCGGCCAAGGGCAGGAGAGCAGCAACUGAGAGCCGGCUUCCGAGAAGAUUUCCCCCCCGGGGAACGGGAAAACUGGACGUAGAGGGCGAAGAAACGUCAAAAAACUUUGCCUUUCUUUUAUUAUCGUCAUUAGUGUCAUUAUUUUACAAGAGCUGUCGGACGCGACACUGCCUGAAGCCGCUGCUGAAGGAGUCGGCCGAGUGCGGGGGGAACUUUUGGGCUCAUCGUUUGGCUGUUGUGUCCCAGUUCGCAACUUUCACGCCUCCCACAGCGUUACCUCGGGAGGCGGCUGCCAGCCCCACCGAAUCGGAACAUGUGAGCAGCUAACGUCUCGCCGAGGCGUUUCUGCUGUGGACCCGCACCGCUGUUAGCAGGCGCCGCCGGAGACGUCGUGGGUCUUUGGCGAGGUCACUAAUUGACGUGCGCCCCGGCGGGGUUUGGCCCCCGCUACGGAGCCCGGUGCGUCAGGAAAGAGUAGAAACUCGUCGAAAGACAUCUCGCCGUCGGGACUGAACCGCCACCAGCGACGAGGGGCUUUCUCCCGAGCCGAGACCAUGGCCUCCACCCCGCGGGACCGCAGCUUUUGGUUGCUGUGGAGACGGACUCUCCUCGCGCUGGGGCUGUGCGCGCUCGCGGCGCGUGGCGCGGAGGAUGACGGCUCCUUCAGCGCCGAGUCAUGGCUGAGGCUGUACGGUUACCUGCCCCAGGCCAACAGACAGAUGUCGACCAUGCGAUCAGCUCAGAUCCUCUCCAGCGCCGUCAGCGAUAUGCAGCGGUUCUACGGCCUCGAGGUCACUGGACAGAUGGACCCUCAAACCAUCAGUGCCAUGAAGAGACCCCGCUGUGGUGUGCCUGACAAGUUUGGAGGACAGAUCAAAACCAACGUGCGACGGAAACGCUAUGCCCUCACUGGACAUAAGUGGAACAAGAACCACCUCACGUACAGUAUCCAGAACUACACUCCCAAGAUUGGAGAGUAUAACUCAUUUGAGGCCAUCCGGCGGGCCUUUAAAGUCUGGGAGAGGGUCACCCCAUUGACCUUUGACGAAAUCCCCUACCAGGAGAUCAAAUAUGGACGCCGCAAGGAGCCAGACAUCAUGAUCUUCUUCGCUUCAGGUUUUCAUGGAGACAGCUCUCCUUUCGAUGGAGAGGGGGGCUUCUUAGCUCACGCCUACUUCCCUGGACCUGGAAUGGGCGGGGACACACACUUUGAUUCUGAUGAACCAUGGACCAUAGGAAACCAGAACAUACAAGGUAAUGACCUCUUCUUGGUAGCAAUCCACGAGCUGGGUCACGCCCUGGGUUUAGAGCACUCCAACAACCCACUGGCCAUCAUGGCUCCCUUUUACCAAUGGAUGGAGACGGAGAACUUCGAGUUGCCAGAGGACGACCGGCGGGGCAUACAACAGAUCUAUGGCCAACCAGACAGCGGCCCCACACAGGCCCUGCCCACUGUGAUACCCCGUCGACCAGAACCAAGGCCACCUCAAACACCUCCUCGGCAUCCUGACCGCCCCAGGACCACUGAAAGACCAGACCACUAUGGACCCAAUAUCUGUGAAGGGAACUUUGACACAGUGGCUAUGCUCAGAGGAGAGAUGUUUGUUUUCAAGGGCCGUUGGUUCUGGCGGGUGCGUAGAAACAGGGUUCUGGAUAACUAUCCCAUGCCCAUUGGUCACUUUUGGAGGGGUCUGCCUGGAGACAUAGAUGCUGCCUAUGAAAGACACGACGGCAGGUUCGUUUUCUUUAAAGGAAACAGAUUCUGGCUUUUUAGGGAGGCUAACCUGGAGCAUGGCUAUCCGCAGGAGCUGGGUGAUUUUGGCCAAGACAUUCCCUACGACAGAAUAGACACGGCCAUCUGGUGGGAGCCAUCCGGCUACACUUACUUAUUUCAAGGAGACUGGUACUGGCGUUUCAACGAGCAGUCGCGCUCAGCUGACAGAGGCUACCCGAAACCAAUCAGUGUGUGGGGAUCGUCAGUGCCCUCUACUCCCAAGGGGGCCUUCCUCAGCGAUGAUGGAGCUUACACAUUCUUCUACAAGGGUUCCAAGUACUGGAAGUUUGACAACCACCGCAUGAAGAGUGAACCAGGCUACCCCAAGUCCAUACUGAGGGACUUCAUGGGCUGCAGUGUGGACCUGGACCCUGACAGAGACACGGACACAGACACAGGACGCAAAUACCCAGAUGUGAACCGCCCACCGUUUGACCCAGAUGUAGGUGAUGAUGCUGACAAGGACAAAAACAGGGAAGGAACGGAUCGAGGCGGAACAGACAAAGACACAGGCAAAGGAUCAGACAGUGACAAAGAUGAAGACUACCGCGAGGGUCGUGAAGAAGACACCAACGAGGUGGACGUGGUGCUGAAGGUGGACGACAGCGAGGAGCGAACCAUGAACAUCCUGAUGGUAACUAUCCCACUGGUCCUGGUGCUGUGCAUCCUGGGACUGAUCUACGCCAUCAUCAACACACUGCAGAGCAAAGGGGCACCACGGCUGCUGGUGCACUGCAAGCGCUCACUGCAGGACUGGGUCUGAUCCUUGACAUUAGGGGACACCGAACUUUGAACUUAAAUUGGACCUUAGACACCCACCUCCUCUAAUCCAAACCUCUCCCCAAGUGAUCCAUCUUUCUCAAGUCUCUGUGCUCAGUGGCUCCUGCAACUCUAAGUACAUGUGGUAGUAGAUCCAUGCAAAUACUGUACUGAUAAAAUACACACACAAACUAGAAGCAAGCGUGAAUUAUGUCUCACAUAUAUACAUACGCACACACACAAACACAAACCCACACACACACACACACCAUCUUAACCUCCUCUUGUCUCCCAUGGUGCUCUACAAUGCGUUGACUGUAGUCUAUUUAUAUGAGAAAAGUUUGCACAUUGUCCUUUUUUUUCUUUUUGUUUUUGUUUUGGCUCAUUUUGUGUGACAUUUUAUUGUGAUCAUUAUUAUUUCUAAACCAGGAAGGCCGCUCUAUUCCCCCUACCGUGUCUGUACCACCCUCCUCUCUAAUCUCAGUAGGGGCUUUUUCCUCGUUGAUAACUUGACCUCUGCUUAUGCUAUAACAGUUGCCACGAGAGAAGGACAUGCAAAGGGUUAGAAGAGAUUUGUAGACCGACCACUAAACUUCAAGUAGGGUUUAGUAGUGUUCCUUCCUCCUUUCAUCAUCUUCUCCUUCACCUUGCUCCAUCUCCUUCCUUUUCUCUGCAGUACAGUAUGUCAUGGGGUGAAAGCUGAGUCAGAGAGAACCAGGGUUUGGUCACAACAGAUAUUUUGCUGUAGUUGACAGUAAGAGGUAUUUUGAGCCCUAGUGUGAGCCCGGAUAUUAUGCUCCUUUUGACUGUAUGAUGAUGAUUUUGCUGUUGUUUAUAUAGGCACUCCUUUGGUUUUAAAGGAUAAUUCCAGUUUAUUACAACUUACACCUUAUUUUUUGAAGUUUUGGCCAUUGAUUUUAACGGUAAUAAUAACACUGUACUCACCAAGUUAAUUGCUGAGAUCGGGGAAUGUGGCGAUAUUGCUAAAAAGAAGUCAAUCACAGAGGCUUUAAACAACUCCCAGGUUAGCCAAGUUUAUUUGGAAAAGUAAAUGAGGACAGAUGGUAAAAUUAUUACCCAAACUGUCUGCUAUAAACAUAAAUCAGUUUACGAACCAGAUUCCACUUUGUUCCAGAUUUAGUUUUGAUCUGCCACACUUGCUGUAAAUGUGUGCUGACAGUUUUCGGGUGUAAUGUGAGGAUUAUUGACAUUUUGGGUCCGCUCGCUUUUGGUUUUAUCUCCAAAUAAAGUUGACUAGAAAAUAUUUUCAACCUGGGAUUUAAAGGAAUAAUUCAACACAUUUGCAUUAGCCAAGGUACCUGUUUCCCCCUGCGCCGGUGAGGUAUCAAUCUUCUCAUCUAACUCUCAGCAAAAAAAGCAAGUAAAGAUAUUUCUCGAAAUGUUGAAUCUUUCAAAUCUGGCUGAUUGUUUGACUGAUCGUGUGUCUUAUCCCAUCAGGCUUUGUUCUAGCCAUUUUGCUGUGAUUCACAGAUAUCUGCAAUCACUUUAAUGAGUACAAUAUGAUAAGAGAUAGAAAUAAUGGCUAAAACUACAAAAAUAAAACCCAAGCAGUAACACAUGUUAAUUAUUCUUUAAAUUCAGACUACUUCUGCCUUGUUUUCCUUCUUUUUCUUUUUCCCACACAAUUGGACACUAGGUUUCUUUUCUUUAUUUUACUUACUUAGAAAGCAUUUACAGACCUCUUUGUCUGAAAAGGUAAAGGAUUUUUAAAGGGGUCCUCUUCUUUUAACUUUCAUUUAUCUGCCUACUUCUCAGAGAGCCUCUUUUCUGUCAAGAAUAAGACCUUUUACUUGUGCUAGAGAGGAGACAGACUCAUGGUUAUUUUAAAAAGUCAACUUACUGUGAAAUAACAAAGGAGCGGUAGUAUUCAUUGCAUCUGUGUGUGUGACAUAAAACGAGAGGAACAAAGCAAAGACAUGGCCUUUAACUACAGAAGAGGAUGUACGACCAUAAGUGCAACACAGCAGUUGCAGGGUGCAACUAAUGUACCAUGCAGUUUAUAAUGGACUUUUUAUGGCUAUUGUUUUUUAAAAGGACAAUUUAAGAAACCUCACUGAUGACCUGUGGUCUUUUUGUGGUAAAGAUAGCGUAGCUGUAAGCACCAGCGUGGGCUCGGGCCAUGCAGGCUCAUGUGAACACAGACUAAUCCUCUUCAUUAAAAAACAGCAGGUGUGUGCAAAUGCUGUUAGCCCCCGUGACCCCUAAAACUAAAGCCUGGACUCCGAGAAUCAAAACACUCUCCGCUCUCGUUUCAUCUCGCAAGAGCAGAGAUAGGAUGAAGGGGAGUGUGUGCAGACAAUAAUGUCCAUCUUAACUACUUUGUUUUGAUUACUCAAGUAUUAAAGGACCAGACCAGUGUAUUUGAAUAUUUAGCCACUUCACAACAAAUCAUUGCCAACCACUUUCAAAUGUAUGCCAUACAGUUUUACAUUUUUGUAUGUAUGUUUUUCUACCAUUGGUGGCAGCCUUUGGUCAAUCCAUUCAUUUAUAUAGAAUAUGACAAUCAAGUAGUACACUAUUUAACCACAAAAAUUAAUGUAACUUUGACAAAACUUGCUGCAGAAUUGAUGUUCACUUUGAUUGCUUAUACAGCUCAAGCAAGUUUUAAGAAUCUGCUUACUGAUUUUUAUACUUUAAAGAAAUUAAUGGAAACCAAUGGCUGCCAUGGAAACAUACAUUUUUAAAAAACAGCAUGUUUUGCAAAAUGGUUGGUGUAAAAUUGCUACUACAUUUUUAAAUAGUAGUAAAGGGGCUAAACAUACAAUUGUGUUGUCCUUUAAAAUCAUAUUUUUUUCUUAAAAGAAGAAAAACAAUAUUCAUUAAAGACAAGAUCAUUUCAAUUGACCUCUCUGUGAAUACAUUUUCAAGAAUUUGGGUUAGGUGACAUUAACCACAUACUUGUGGAAUGAUAAGCCCUAUUUCAAGAUGUAAAAAAAUGUAGCAGCAAUGGGAAAACAUGAAUUUUUCUCAUCCUUCCUUGUUCUUUAAUAAAUAUAAGAUUUUUGGUUUGAAAACCAGACUGAAGCGAGCAAGGGUGUAGGGGUGGAAGACUUGAGAGUGCGACUUCAAAUAUGAAUGGGAGAUGGGCUUAUCUGAGGUAGCAUUAAGUAAGCUGCCACUCUGACCAGAGGGGGAUCAGCUAACCCAGCUCAGGUUACACAGAUGUGGAUGGGGAGGGUGAGGAGAGACUGAAUUUCCUGCAGCUAAGACAAGGAAAGGGGAAAGGGGGAGGGAGGCUUACCUCCUCUCCCUGAGCUUGCACAGUUUGGAUCUCAGGAAUAAGGAGGGGUAGGAAGGCAAAGAAAAAGAGAGAGAGGGCUUUGAUGGCCCUAUUCCACUGGCAGCAGCCCAUGUGACCCAAAUUCUCCUGCUAGUUCAACAACAGUAUUGGCCAAAGAGGAAACUAAAGUUUACAGUAGGUGACAGACCUUUUUUUUUUUAGGAAUGCUCGGUGUAAGUGCUUUGCCUGUAGUUGUCCAUAUUCAUAGUAUCCCCAUAUCAAUGCAAUAGCUGUUGGCAUGGAAUUUAUUUUUUGGUUGCAAGAAGUUACCUUUGAAAUGAGACCAGGGUUAUGGCUGUAAUGAAAAUGGUUGAAGAACAGAUACCUUUUUUUUUUUUUUGGGGAUACAUUAUUUUUGGGCUUGUGCACGAAAAUGGGGGUGUCUGGUAACAGGUUGAAGCCUGCGUAUUGAUUCCACCCUUUACUCUCAAGCAGUAGCAGUGGUGCUCCAUCUGUCUUCCUUUUGCACCAGUCAGACUGCAGCUUGUAUGUUGACAGACCAAGCAGAUACAUACCCCUGCUGUUCUGUUAGGCCUCCAGCUAGGUGAAAACAGGUUGAGGUGAGAUCUCUAAGCAGGUAGAGUUAAAGUUAACAGGACACUUACACUGAAAGGAAGAAAAGGAAGAGCAUAAUCAGCCAGCACAAGAGGUCUGGAGAUUGAUCUGUGGCCAGUCGAUAGCGGUUGCCAGGAAACUGUGUCCUGUGUCCAUCACUCACCUCCUCAUCAUCUGGGUUGGGGGGUUGGCGGAUGCAGCUAAUCAGUGUUAAAAGCACCCCCACCCUCCUCUCCUCUCUCCUCUCCUGUCCUGCUCUUCCACUGGUCCUGCAGACACAUCAGUGAGUGCUCAGACGGUCCAGCGUCUGGACAGGCUCAGAAAAUGCAGACUCAUUGACACAAAGUUGUGUAUGGAGUUCUUUUUUUUUUUUUCAAGCCUUCUCUUCUCCUCCACAACCCCCACACAGAGUCCACGGGGAGUUAACCACCUCAAAGUUGAGAGAGUCGUGUACCUGAGUUUGCUUCACUUGAAAUCACAUUUUGGGUGAUUAAGCAGUUUGAGAGAUUCUCUGUAAGGUGACACUGACUGGGACUGAAUUUAGUACAGGUCAUUGUCUCAGGAAACCAAGCAGAAGAGAAAUGUUGAAGGGUUAGGAAAGUAAUCUGUCAAGGCUGAUUGAUGAAUGUUUGUGUGUUUGUGUUUCUGUGUGUCGAGGGGUUCAGUUAAUCAGCUCUACUCUCUAUAAGCAAGGCCUGUUUUCUGACUGUAAAUCUCCCACAUUGUCUUUAUCCCCACCCCUCUACAUACUCAGCCCAGCCCUCUAAGCCCAAGGGGAUCGUAAUAACAACAAUGGCCUUCUCUCUCUCUCUCUCUCUCUCUCUCUCUCUCUCUCUCUUUUCACUCUCUUUCUCCUCCCCCUAUUUUCUCUCUCCCUAAUACACACACAAACACAUUAUUGUCUUCCCCAACCUCACCUUUCUCCCCUCGUAUAAAAGUAGUCCAGGCCAAGGUCCAGCCUCACAAAGCAUAGCCUCUUUUUAGAUUCACCUCCUUGUUCAGGAACUUUUAACACUGCAUAAGGCUUCACUUAAAAACACCUGUCAUCUUUUGAGUUUCUUUGAACAAAGACUUGGCAACGGGAUGUCACAUUUAAAUAUAAAGUUGUAAAGGCUGAAGUUUUUUUUAUGUUAAUGCCUUGUUUUGAAAUGCAGGGCCUUGGUGCAAAGUUAGGUAAGGUUAGGACAUCGCUGAGCUUGUCUGAGCUUUCAUCUCUCUCAGGAUGUGUUUCUUUAAACACUGCAUGUUAAGUUUUCCUGAUUCAGCCCUGCUGUUUGGCUUUGAGCACGGGCUUUAUACCUUUCCUUUUUGUCAUAUUUGAACAAACAUCUCUGUUAAAAUCUCUAGAAUCAUUCAAAAAGGCAGGUAUUCUUUUAGCUGUGUCUGUGCUCUCCACUCUGUUUACUUUUUGUGUUUCAGCUUCCUUCGGUCGCAGUGCAUCCCUGCACUGCGUAGUAACCACAAGCUUCAAAAAGCCACUGCGUCAGCCCUGUGCAAAGUCUGAAUUUUACCAGGAAAAAACAGACCGUGAAAAUUAAGCAAAAAAGAAAAGAAAAACCUGUCCAACAUUAAAUACAGUAAGACUGUAUUCUGUUUCAGUUUCAGUUGAUGGCUCAACCCCAAAGGAUUGUGGGUUGUCCAGAUGCUUCUCUCUUUUCCCAGAGUGCAUCUCACCUUGCCAACUGAGCCCAUCCACUCUGGAACCACUCAUUUUAAAUCAUCACUUGGCUAUCUCGUCCUCUCACCGUGGGGAUGAAACAGAAAAUAUGGCUGACAAAUGACUUUAGGCAUCUGUGUCGUCACUUUGCCCCGGACGAGUGCAGCAGAUCGGCUCUCAUGGUGCGUCAGACAGGCAUUGAGACUGUUGAGCAGCCCACUUAAGAAAAACUGUUUUCAUCCACUAACUGCAGCUACAGUAGAGAGUAGAUCUUGUUGGAUUCAGUCAAUUCUGUGCUGACCAUCAGUACUCGGCAUCUCACACUAGGCCCUCAUGAACGUCUCUCUUCAUUACUACCAGAGUAAUGAUUUCAUGACUUUCUGAAAAAAACUUCACUAUCAUCCCCGAUUGGGAUGAGAUGGGGAAAAAAAUACAUAAAAAAAGAAGCAGUCGAUCAAAAAAUAUGGGGUUAUUGUUUGUCCUUGAUAAUUUGUCUUAUUUUGAUUUUAUUUUGUGCAUUUUUUUCUUUCCAAACUUGAUAUGACAUUGUUUGUUAAUAACAUUCCAAUUAGUUUUUUUUUUUGGAUUGCUUGUUAGUGGGGUUUUUUUCUGUAGAAAACGUAAGAUUUUAUACAUUUGUGUUGUUGUGUGUUCACCUCUAGUUGAGUGUGUUAACAAGCCAUGCUGGACAUGUACACA
Messenger RNA from Xiphias gladius (swordfish), 8834 nucleotides. RefSeq names its product matrix metallopeptidase 15b (gene mmp15b). The transcript is spliced from 11 exons. Lineage: Eukaryota; Metazoa; Chordata; Actinopteri; Istiophoriformes; Xiphiidae. Gene Ontology annotation, cellular component: extracellular matrix. Gene Ontology annotation, molecular function: zinc ion binding; metalloendopeptidase activity. Gene Ontology annotation, biological process: collagen catabolic process; extracellular matrix organization; proteolysis. The record is from RefSeq and is a predicted model, not a curated record. Bases 644 to 2626 code for a protein of 660 amino acids.